GGCCUGAGUGACGCCAGAUCCUGCCACUUCACCGCCAAUUUACGAGGGUUUUACUGUGGAAAAGUACCAUUUAUAAAUUUAAUGUCACCCCGGCCAAGAAUGAGGAAUUAAAUAAUUCCCUGAAACUCUAGCGGGACUUUAUUUACAGACGAAGGGGUAACGUUGGACUGACGGUCCGUUUGUACUUGUUGCAAACUGCAGUGACAGUUUCAUCAGCAGCUCUGUUAGUCAGUCAGUCAGGGGAGGAGUCGUGUAGAUACUGAACCCACCUCUCUGUAAACUAUUUGUGUUAUAAAUGAAGGAAUAACGUGCUCAAGAAGAUGAACAAGACUGAAUAGAAGACGUAACACAGGAUAGAAGAAGAAACUAGGACUUCACAAGGUUAAUAGAGGCUUUAAACUGACCAUGCUGCUGCAGAGGCUGACCCUUUGUUCAAGGAUCCAGCUGGGUUCCCCGAGACACGUAUGCCGAUUGCUCACCAGACCACUGACACAAGCUCCCCAGGGCAGGGCCCAUGGCAGCUCCUUUGCCCACCGCGGUGAACUGCGUCAGGCCAAGAGGAUCGUCGUCAAGCUCGGGAGCGCUGUGGUCACCCGUGGCGAUGAAUGUGGCCUGGCUCUGGGGAGGCUGGCCUCCAUUGUGGAGCAGGUGGCCAUGCUGCAGAAUCAAGGCAGGGAGAUGAUGAUUGUCACCAGUGGAGCAGUGGCCUUUGGCAAGCAAAGAUUAAGACAUGAGAUCCUGCUGUCCCAGAGUGUCCGACAGGCGCUGCACUCCGGACACAAUCAGCUCAAAGACAUGUCUCUGCCUGUGCUGGAGGCCCGGGCCUGUGCUGCAGCAGGACAGAGUGGCCUGAUGGCCCUUUAUGAGGCCAUGUUCACCCAAUACAGCACUUGCACCGCGCAGGUCCUGGUGACAAAUCUGGAUUUCCAUGAUGACCAAAAGAGGCAGAACCUGAACAGCACGCUGCAGGAGCUGCUGCGCAUGAACAUCGUGCCCAUCAUCAACACCAACGACGCUGUGGUGCCCCCGCCAGAGCCCAACAGCGACCUGCAGGGGGUAAAUGUGAUCAGCAUUAAGGACAAUGACAGUCUGGCGGCGCGGCUAGCUGUAGAGAUGAAGGCUGACUUGCUCAUUGCGCUGUCUGACGUGGAAGGACUGUACAACAGCCCCCCUGGAACAGAUGAUGCCAAACUCAUUGACAUCUUUUACCCUGGAGACCAGCAGUCCAUCACUUAUGGUACAAAGUCCAGAGUUGGGAUUGGAGGCAUGGAGGCCAAGGUCAAGGCUGCGCUGUGGGCGCUGCAAGGUGGCACCUCAGUGGUCAUUGCGAAUGGAACCCACCCCAAAGUAACGGGUCACGUCAUCACCGACAUUGUGGAGGGCAAAAAGGUGGGAACCUUCUUCUCUGAGAUCAAACCUGCCGGCCCGACUGUGGAGCAGCAGACAGAAAUGGCGCGUAACUCCGGAAGAACUCUGGCAUCUCUUCACCCAGACCAGAGGAGUGAGAUCAUCUGCAAUCUAGCAGAGCUGUUGACUGAAAGGAAGGAUGAGAUUCUGGCUGCCAACAAGAUGGACAUGGACCUGGCUGUUAAUGCAGGCCAUUUGCCACCAGCCAUGCUUAAGCGUCUGAGUCUGUCACCAGCCAAACUUAACAGUUUGGCCAUAGGUCUGCGCCAGAUAGCUGUGGCAGCCCAGGACAGCGUGGGUCGUGUGCUGCGCAGGACCAGGGUGGCUCACAACCUAGAGCUGGAACAGAUCACUGUGCCCAUCGGAGUCCUCCUGGUCAUCUUUGAGGCCAGACCUGACUGCCUACCACAGGUGGGAGCAUUGGCUAUAGCCAGUGGUAACGCCCUCCUUCUGAAGGGAGGCAAGGAGGCAGCCAACACAAACCGUGUUCUCCACCAGCUCACCCAGGAAGCCCUUUCCAUGCAUGGAGUCAGAGAGGCCGUGCAGCUGGUGAGCACUCGUGAGGAAGUGGAGGAUCUAUGCCGAUUGGACAAGAUGAUUGACCUGAUUAUCCCUCGGGGUUCAUCCCAGCUUGUGCGGGACAUUCAGCGAGCCGCCAAGGGCAUCCCGGUGCUCGGUCACAGCGAGGGAAUCUGUCACGUCUACGUCGACUCAGACGCCAGCAUCGACAAAGUCAUCAAGAUUGUCAGAGACUCCAAAUGUGACUACCCAGCUGCGUGUAAUGCCAUGGAAACUCUGUUGAUUCACAGAGACAUCCUGAGGACCCCACUUUUUGACCAAAUCAUUGACAUGCUGCGCACUGAACGGGUGAAGAUUCAUGCAGGCCCCCGGUUCGCCUCUUACCUGACAUUCAGCCCAUCAGAGGCCAAGUCAUUACGGAUAGAGUACGGCGACUUGGAGUGCUGUAUGGAGGUGGUGGACAGCAUGCAUGAGGCUGUGGACCAUAUCCACAAGUAUGGGAGCUCCCACACAGACGUCAUCAUCACAGAAAAUGAGGACACUGCAGAGCAAUUCCUGCAGCAGCUGGACAGUGCCUGUGUUUUCUGGAACGCAAGCUCACGUUUCGCUGAUGGCUAUCGCUUUGGACUGGGAGCAGAGGUUGGUAUUAGCACGGCACGUAUCCAUGCACGGGGCCCUGUGGGCCUGGAGGGGCUGCUCACCACCAAGUGGGUCCUGAGAGGUGAUGGGCACACUGCAGCUGACUUCUCUGAGAACGGUACCAUGAAAUACCUCCAUGAAAACCUGCCUGUCGGGCAAUCUUUAGCUGGACAGAGAGACAGCAACUAGACCAGAGUUCACAGCACUCUCUUGGUAUUAACGCUGGUCAGAAUGGUUUACAUUAUGCACCAGCAGCUCCCAGCAGAUGUCACUGUUUUAAACCUCUGCAGCACCUAGCACAGAGACGGGAGGCUCACAUCAGUGGUCUAUUUCAUUAGCACAACCAGAAAGUUGUCCCUGUUCAGAUUAUAAAGUUGUUCAUUGACUGAAGAGUUUAGUCUUUUAAUUCUACCUCAGCUUAUGAUGCUUUUAUGAGUUAAUGAAGUCACCUUCAUAAGCUCCUGCAGGAGGUGUUAUCUGGUGAUCACACCACGAUACCGCUAUAAUACAUUAUCCAUGGGCAACACUAGGGUUAUUUUCUGUAAGACAAAAUAAACGCACAAUUGUUGUCAUACAUGUAUCAAGGAAGGAAGCUUAAGUGCUUAAUUAUUAUUAUUAUUAUUAUGAAACGAUGCAAUCUCAGGACAUUAUUUUGAAACCGACACUAAUUCACAAACACUAUUUAAUUUCAUCAAUAAAAUGUUCAUGAGAAAGGAGAAUGUCAAAAUAUUCAGUACCAAAAUAUACUCCCUUAAGCUCACCACAAAGUUGAGCCAAUAAAUUCACCGUACUGUAACUGCUUUCCUUGCUCAUAUAACAUUUCAGCAUUUUUGUUUUCUGUCUGAAACGCCAGGGUGAAUUCUCUGUAUAUGUCUAAAUGUACAAGCAUUUUUAUUAGUUGAGAUACUGAUCUUAUUCCCCUACAAGGUGACAUUUGAGAGUAGAAAUGUUAACUUAGAGAUUUCCUGUAUUAAAACAUAAUUACAGGAUUAAAAUAAAUGGUAUCCUAUUUUGAUACCAGUUUUGUACAGCAUUACAAGUUGAAACGCACUUCAGCUUGAAUGCAUCCAUUUUAUUUACAGUUUUAUUUAUUUGAUCACUGUUACACGUUCUGCUCAUUUUUCCAUGCUUUACCUCUUUCCUGUUUGUUCCUUGUGGCGCUCAAAGCCGCUGUCAGAGCAGGAACAGUAAUUGACAAGCUGCCUCCUUCAAGCUGGAGGGGAGAACGCAACUGCUUUUAAAUUAAGCUCUGUAACAUUCCAGCCUCUGAGCUCCUAUCUGAUGUCUUGCAAUGCACACUUAAGGAUUGGCUUGGGUUGUUUAAUAGCAGUAUUGUAGAAUUAAAAAAAAAUGUUGAAAAAGAA
Molecule: messenger RNA, 3929 nt
Organism: Lates calcarifer (barramundi perch)
Lineage: Eukaryota; Metazoa; Chordata; Actinopteri; Centropomidae
Gene: aldh18a1
Product: aldehyde dehydrogenase 18 family, member A1
Exons: 18
Coding region: 406-2754 (782 amino acids)
Cellular component (GO): mitochondrion; cytoplasm
Molecular function (GO): glutamate-5-semialdehyde dehydrogenase (NADP+) activity; glutamate 5-kinase activity; ATP binding
Source: RefSeq, a predicted model, not a curated record